CUCCAGUGAGCGUCUGGGUAUAUGCAACGAGAGUGCCCCCUCGCGAACACUCUCUUGGCAUGAUAGAUACAUCGGGCGAUAUGUCAGGGUGGAUGUAGUAGGAAUGUGCCCAUAAUAACUUAGCUAUUAUUCUGCCCCAAAUCAUCGCACUGCUCUCCCCACCAACCGUAGCAUCCAGCACCCUGCAGUGCAGUCACCUCCACCGGCAGAAAGGGGGUGAGACCAGUGACCUAACAGGCGUGCUCUCCGCCGGCCCCGCUUCUCCUGCACAGCUGGGCCCAAUCACCGAGUGGGGGUGUGCCCGAUGCCCGGAUUAACCCUCCGCAGCCGGGCGGGCCUGACGUGUGUGCUGGGAGGCCGCUCUCACUGGCUCCGUCUGCAGAGAGCUGGAGCUGCCUCAGCCGGGACGCGCAUCCCUCCAUCUGCCCAAUCCAGGAGACUCAUUAUAGGAGACAAAGGAUACCAGGGAAUUGCAGUAGGUUUCUGGACUUCCCCUAUCUGGGUUUCAUUACUAGCCACUCUAAUGGUCCAAGUAACUCUCCUGUCUACACCUAAAAAUGAGCAUUGAAGAAUGAUGGAAGCUCCGGAGUACCUCGAUUUGGAUGAGAUCGAUUUCAGUGAUGAUAUAUCUUACUCCAUAACAUCCCUGAAGACCAUUCCAGAACUCUGCAGGAGAUGUGACACUCAAAAUGAAGACAGAUCAGUUCCCAGUGCAAACUGGAGCUGUGGAGUGUCUUCCCUUAUCGGCAACACACAAAAGCCAACGGGUAUCGCAGACGUAUACAGUAAGUUCCGACCGGUUAAGAGGGUCUCCCCAUUGAAACAUCAACCAGAAAGUCCAAAAAUCAAUGAAAGUGAUGAUCAGAAAGAGGAAAAGGAAGAAAAUGAAAAGAAAGGUGACUCUGUAAAGACUACUGUAAAAGAUGGUGUUCCUGGAGACAAUGAUGGAUUUAUAUGUAAGAGCGCCGAACCAAGCGUUUUGCUUGGUGAACUGGAACAUUACGACCUGGAUAUGGAUGAGAUUUUGGAUGUGCCUUACAUCAAAUCUAGUCAACCAUUGACUCUGUUUACAAAGGUAGCAUCAGAGAAAAGGACUUCCAGCAUUUAUCCUCUGGGCAAAGGAAAAACUUGCCCUAUGGGAAACCUGGAGAACCUAACGCCCAGUGCCACUCAGUUUUGUGUAUUGUCUCCUGUUAUAAACUCAGCUCAGUCUACUGUCCUUGAUCAGAGCAGGCAUUCAUCUGGGGGAUUAGAACUUUCCCAGAGUAGCAUUCAAUGCAGCUCAGUCCAUGAACCUGAAUACCAUAACAAGGGCUUCCUCAAUAGGACUCUGUCUGAUUCCCAUGCACAGAAGCUUGAAAAGACCGUGCCUAACUGCCAGCUCCGGGCCCUGCACCUGCAGGCCGCAGACACACAACUGGAUGGGAUAAACGGCAACUUGAACUGGAAUCAUUCUGAAGGGGAAGACAUGAAAAAAAUCAAAAGCAUUUUAAACAUUGUUAAAGAAGGUCAGAUCUCCUUACUGCCGCACAUUGCUGUAGAUAAUCUAGACCAAAUUCAUGAUGAAAAUGGGAACAAUCUACUGCACAUUGCAGCGACCCACGGACAUGCCGAGUGUUUGCAACACCUCACCUCACUCAUGGGGGAGGAUUGUUUAAGUGAACGGAAUGAAGAGAAGCUAACGCCUGUUGGCCUGGCAAUAAAGACUGGUCAGCUGGAGUGUGUACGGUGGAUGGUUAGCGAGACAGAAGCCAUUGCAGAGCUUAGUUGUUCAAAGGAUCACCCGAGCCUUAUCCAUUAUGCAGCCAGCUAUGGCCAGGAAAAAAUACUACUGUGGCUUCUCCAGUUCAUGCAAGAACAAGGCAUUUCAUUGGACGAGACUGACAAGUGUGGGAAUAGCGCGGUACACAUAGCCUCUCAGCAUGGAUAUCUGGGUUGUAUACAGACAUUGGUUGAAUAUGGAGCAAAUGUGACCAUACCGAAUCAUGCUGGACUGAAGCCAUCUCAAAGUGCCGAGCAUCACGGACAUAGCAUGUGCUCCCGAUACUUGGUGGUGGUUGAAACUUGCAUGUCACUGGCUUCUCAAGUUGUCAAGCUCACCAAGCAACUUAAAGAGCAGACAGCCGAGCGUAUCACUUUACAGACACACCUCCAACAGCUCCUGGAAGUGCAGAAAUCCCUGCCAACAUCCCCCAGUUCCCCGUCAUCCCCUGCUUCAGGCAGCCUUCAGCGACAGACACUUGAAUCAGAUGACUUGGCACAGAAAACCAAACUAAACGACAUCCAUGACAGCUAUCAGUCCCUUGGCACAUCUGCACCCAGCAGACUCAGGUGUAGAGCGCUUGAUGAAGAAUCUGAUAAGAUUUUGCGGCAGUUACUGGGAAAAGACUUAGCGGACAAUGUUUCUAGUCCUGAAAAGUUGUCGCUGGAGUUUCAGGAUGGAAUAUCAGCUCGGAGUGGGAAACAUAUCCCACUGGAGAAAAGAGAGUUUAAGCUGGCUCGCUUAAGGCAACUUAUGCAAAGAUCUCUCAGCGAGUCUGACACAGACUCCAAUAACUCAGAGGAUCAAAAGCACACACCCGUACGAAAAGCUGAUAAACCAAGGCCACAGCCAAUAGUAGAAAAUGUAGAGAAUUCUGAAAGUCUUCAACUGAUGAUAAAAAAGCAUACGCAGUCACACGGACGACGGUUAGCUCUGGGGCUAAAAUCCAAAUCUGUAGAUGGCCAUAGUCCAUCUCCAACAUCUGAAAGCAGCGAUCCAGACUAUGAACCCCAGUACCAAAUGGGGACCAUUCUUCAGCCUUCAGGUUCAUUAGACUCUUCACUUUCAUCUGCAAUUAGUUCUUCUUCUGCACAAAAAGCAACAAGCCCUAAAAGUGCUUUAAAAUCACCUUCUUCAAAACGCAGGACUUCACAGAACCUGAAACUAAGAGUGACUUUUGAGGACCCUGUGGUUCAUGUUGAACAGACUGAGGUAGAACUAAAUGGAGUUAAAGAUAAGGAGGGUGGGAAAAAUUCUCAAAAAGCUCCAUCUAAUGGUGAACUGGGGGAACAGCAUAAAAAGCCAUUCGGUGCUUUUCGGUCAAUUAUGGAGACUUUUAGUGGCAACCAGAACAACAACAAUAAUUCUCCACCAGGGAACGCUGGCAAAUCAUCAUCAUCAUCACUGUCAUUUUCCUCGUUAGGCAGAAAGUCAUCAGAUACAAAGUCAUCACCUUCAAGCAAUACAAAAGGAAAAAACAAAAUUGACUCUUGCACCAGCCGUACCAAACUUUCCUCUAGGGCUUUGCCUGAGGACCUUCUUCCUAAUCAUGCAUGGCGUAACACAGUUGGUGGAACAAUGAAGAUUUUGUUCAGCGAUAUACAUAUCGAAGAACAGGAGAUGCAAGAGUUUUUCCUGUGACCCUGCCUAUUCACUACAGAUGUCCACAUUUUCUGAGCCCUCACCAGCGGUCCAUGGUUCUCAUGAGGCCUUACAGCUACAGUGUCCUCCAUUUUGUUGAGUAGCUUUUUGGCUUGAGUACUUUUUUUCCAUAACUGUUGACAGUUUUAUAUGGCCAGAAAAACUGUUCAUACUGUAUUGCAUGGACAUUGAUCUAUUAUAUGUCUCACGUUGUGGCUGAAAAAAUGGUUUAUUUUUGUGUCUUAUCAGUUUUCUCUUUAAUUACUGUUUAUGAUAUUUAUUAUUGACAACUGGUUCAUCCCGUACUGUAUGGUUUCACCCAAACUUGUCUCCGCUAUAAAACCCAUCCAUUUUAGGUGUGUUUUGCCAAACAGUUCUACCCCUUUGUACUUACGAAACAGGUCCCACUGACUUGUGUUCCAUUACUCCCAGAUUGGAUGUACAUGUCACUGAAGUCUGUGAACAUUUAGAGCAGUGGUUCUCAAACUCGGUCCUCAGGACCCCACACAGUGCAUGUUUUGCAGGUAACCCAGCAAGUGCACAGGUGUAUUAAUUACUCACUGACACAUUUUAAAAGGUCCACAGGUGGAGCUAAUUAUUUCACCUGUGAUUCUGUGAGGAGACCUGCAAAACAUGCACUGUGUGGGGUCCUGAGGACCGAGUUUGAGAACCUGUGAUUUAGAGCCUAGAGGGAGAUGUAAUAAGCAGUGAAUAGAGAUGGGAAGUGAGCCAGUGGAGAAGUUGCCCAUAGCAACCAAUCAGCUGCUCUCUAUAAUUAUAUGGUGUGCAAAUUAUAAAUGUUACUUCAAUGCUGAUUGGUUGCCUUGGGCAACUUCUCCACUGGUUCACUUCUCCACUCUGUUCACUGCUUAGUACAUCUCCCCCAUUAAGAGUCUACCAUAUAUUGAAUGCACUCCCAUGAGACCUGUAUACCCACAUACUGUAUGCCUCUGCUACCAAAGAGAAAUCAUUUGGAACAUGACUAUUACAUACUGGCAAGACUGGUGGUGGUAAUUUUUUUUAAUAAUAUUCAGGUCCAGAUUAACAAUGGCACGAAUGGGACUACAACUCCAGGCCUUCACAUAAAAUAGGCCCAUCAUCAUGAGAGACAUUAGGGCUGAUAGUGUAUGGGGUGUACAUGCAAUAUAGGACGCACGUCUGAAAAAGCCUAUGGUUAUGUAGUCACAAGCUGUGACACGCCCCCAAAUGGCCACAACUUGCCAGCAUUUGAGUCACCUUCCACAAACACUUCCGCCCUGUCACUCGUUGCCGAAAAAUCCUCACUACGACCGUUGCUGCAAGACCAUGGUGGGACUUGCACAGUGGGACUUGCAUGCAUGUGCAGUGGCAAUUGCUCCAUGGUAACAUUGCUUCCAUCUACGUAUAGAGGCCCAGAGGGAAGUAAGGGAAGUUCAGCCUGUGUGCAGGUGCCCACACGCAGACAAUGUGCUAGGGGGUGAUUCAGACCUGAUCGCUGAGCUGCUAAUUUUGCUGUCCUGCGUUCAGAUAGUCGCCUCCAGGCGGAGUGUAUAUUUGCCGUGCAAGUGUGUGAUCCCAUGUGUACGCCGAGCUGCUAAAUUCCACUGUGUGCAGUCUCUGCGCAGCCCAGGACUUACUCCUACAGUGCGAUCACAACAGGCUGAUCAGGGCUGGAGCUGACGUCAGACACCCUCCCUGAAAACGCUUGGACAUGCCUGUGUUUUUCCAAACACUCCCAGUCAACGGUCAGUUGCCACCCACAAACGGCCUCUUCCUGUCAAUCACCUUGUGAAUGCCUGUGCGAAUAGAAUUUUCGCACCAUCCUGUCGCUGACCGGCAAUGCCAGUUGUUGUCCGACGCGAGUGCGCAUUGCGGUGCAUGUACAGUUGUGACCUGAUCGCCCCCUGCACGAAAACGCACAGCAGCGAUCAAGUGUGAAUCACCCCCUUAGUGCAGAGAUGAGCGGAAAUGGGGUAUGUGUGAUCCUGCAUUGUAUGUUCAGAGAGUGCAGAAAUAUACGCAUCUUGCUGUGUGCCUGCCACCGUUUGCAUCAGUGUGUCACUUGCACCAGUCCUACUCUAGGUGCAAAAUAUACUUCUAAUACCAGGCAUAGUUACACUUACAUAGCCCGCAGAUGUGCCGGAACACCCUCACUGUCCUGUGCGCCAGAUUGAUGAGUGCUGCCCGCAGAUGUGCCGGAACACCCUCACUGACCUGUGCGCCAGAUUGAUGAGUGCUGCCCGCAGAUGUGCCGGAACACCCUCACUGACCUGUUCGCCAGAUUGAUGAGUGCUGCCUGCAGAUAUGCCAGUACACCCUCACUGACCUGUGCCCUAGAUUAAUGAAGGCUGCCUGACCUAUGCGCCAGAUUGAUGAGUGCUGCCUGCAGAUGUGCUGGCACACCCUCACUGACCUGUGCACCAGAUUGAUGAGUGCUGCCUGACCUAUGCGCCAGAUUGAGUGCUGCCCGCAGAUGUGCCGGCACACCCUCACUGACCUGUUUGCCAGAUUGAUAAAUGCUGCCCACAGAUGUGCCGGCACAUCCUCACUGACCUGUGUGCCAGAUUGAUGAGUGCUGCCUGACCUGGGUGCCAGAUUGAUGAGUGCUGCCUGACCUGUGCGCCAGAUUGAUGAGUGCUGCCCGCAGAUGUGCCGGCACACCCUUACUGACCUGUGUGCCAGAUUUAUUAGUGCUGCUCGUAGAUGUGCCGGCACACCCUCACUGACCUGUGCACCAGAUUGAUUAGUGCUGCUUGCAGAUGUGCCGGCACACCUUCACUGACCUGUGCACCAGAUUGAUGAGUGCUGCCUCACCUAUGCGCCAGAUUGAUGAAUGCUGCCCACAGAUGUGCCGGCACAUCCUCACUGACCUGUGUGCCAGAUUGAUUAGUGCUGCUUGCAGAUGUGCCGGCACACCUUCACUGACCUGUGCACCAGAUUGAUGAGUGCUGCCUCACCUAUGCGCCAGAUUGAUGAAUGCUGCCCACAGAUGUGCCGGCACAUCUUCACUGACCUAUGUGCCAGAUUGAUUAGUGCUGCUCGCAGAUGUGCCAGCACACCCUCACUGACCUGUGCACCAGAUUGAUUAGUGCUGCUCGCAGAUGUGCCGUUACACCCUCACUGACCUGUGCACCAGAUUGAUGAGUGCUGGCCACAGAUGUGCCGUCACACCCUCACUGACCUGUGCACCAGAUUGAUUAGUGCUGCCCACAGAUGUGCCGUCACAGCCUCACUGACCUGUGCACCAGAUUGAUUAGUGCUGCCCACAGAUGUGCUGUCACAGCCUCACUGACCUGUGCGCCAGAUUGAUUAGUACUGCUCACAGAUGUGCCGUCACACCCUCACUGACCUGUGCGCCAGAUUGAUGAGUGCUGCCCGCAGAUGUGCCGUCACACCCUCACUGACCUGUGCACCAGAUUGAUUAGUGCUGCUCGCAUGUAAUGUAUUGUGGGAAGAAAAACCAGACAG
This is a messenger RNA of Pseudophryne corroboree (corroboree frog), 6850 nucleotides long. It is a transcript of the gene SNCAIP, whose product is annotated as synuclein alpha interacting protein. Bases 572 to 3403 code for a protein of 943 amino acids. NCBI's taxonomy places the organism in Eukaryota, Metazoa, Chordata, Amphibia, Anura, Myobatrachidae. Gene Ontology annotation, molecular function: ubiquitin protein ligase binding. The record is from RefSeq and is a predicted model, not a curated record. The transcript is spliced from 13 exons.